This is a messenger RNA of Gryllus bimaculatus (two-spotted cricket), 5764 nucleotides long. The record is from the annotation of a GenBank genome assembly. NCBI's taxonomy places the organism in Eukaryota, Metazoa, Arthropoda, Insecta, Orthoptera, Gryllidae.
CACUGUACUUGAGAGCGUUCACGGGACUCUAGCUGCGGAAGACUACGAUUGUCAGCGCCGCGAGGCCCGCUGCUGCUGCUGCUGCUGCUGCUGCUGCUGCUGCUGCUGCUGCUGCUGCUGCGUCCUCAGCCCUCAAAAACGCAAACAGCUCCGCGGCAGCCAUGGCGAGCGAUAACCCGGGCUUUGUUGACACUGAAAACACGACGGCGCCUCGUCAUGUCCGAAGGGUCGAACGGGAUGUGGACACAACACCGCAAAUCGCGGAGCCCUCCGGUGUCGAUGAGAAGAACGACAGCAGUGCGUUGCCCGCCGCUCCCGCAGACGCCGUCGCAGAGGAUAAUGCAACGCGAACCGAGGCGGUGAAUCAUGGCGGCCUCCAGGACCCAACAGAAAGAUUGGAGCCUACCGUCGAAGGAGACGAGACGGGCACUCAUUUGUCAUCCACUCAGGGCGAAGCACACAAAGCGGGGCAGUUGGUGAGCAGGUCACCAGUGAACGGGUCGCCAAAGAACGAGUCACCGGCGAACGAGUCACCGACGAACGGGUCACCAGUGAACCGGUCGCCAAAGAACAAAUCACCGGCGAACGGGUCGUUAGCGUACAGGAAGACGAGAAACGGUCCCGUCUCGGUGACGAGCGACCCUGCGGAGAACGGGAAGGUGGCGAACGGCCUCAAUGGAGCGGCCCUCAACGGCGCGAUGUGCCACUCCAAGGCCGAGGGCGCGGGCGACGCCGGCAACGGCCUCAACGGGGCGCUGGCGCUCAACAAGGGGAAGGCGGACGGUGACGGGGGCGGGGGCGAGCAGGGCGGGGCGCCGGCCUACCCGGCGGGCGAGGCGGGGCGCAUGCUGCGCAACGCCGUGGGCGUGGGCGUGGUCUUCAUGGUGCACUUCACCGCCACGCUGGGCGUCACGCACCUGCAGAGCUCCGUCAACAAGGAGCAGGGCCUGGGCACGAGCGCGCUCGCCGCGCAGUACGCGGGCCUCGUGCUCUCCAGCCUCGUGCUCGCCGUCUUCAUCAUCAGCAAGCUGGGCUGCAAGUGGACGAUCGUGAUGGCCAUCCUGUGCAACGUGCCGUACAUGGUGGCGCAGAUCUACCCGCACAUGUACACGCUGGUGCCGGCGGCCUUCCUCAUGGGGCUGGCGGUGGCGCCGCUGUGGAGCGCCAAGUGCACCUACCUGUGCGUCGUGUCGGAGGCGCGCGCCGCGCUCACGGGCCGCGCGCUCUCCGCCGUGCGCGACCAGGUCAUCGGCGUCUUCUUCAUGGUCUUCCUGCUCUCCAUGGUGUGGGGCAACCUCGUCUCCUCGCUCGUGCUGUCGCACGGGGAGAGCUCGCCGACCAACGCGUCGGUGCAGGGGCUGUGCGGCGUCGACUUCUGCCCCAACAGCGACGCGGCCAAGGACAACCCCAACCUGGAGCGGCCGCCGCAGGAGAAGAUCACGCUCAUCAUCGGCAUCUACAUCGGCUUCAUGCUGCUCGCCGCGCUCAUCGCCGCCUGCUACGUUGACUCGCUCAAAAGGUACUCGGAGGGCCAGCGCGCGAGCAGCGCGUCGGGGCUGUCGACGCGCGGGCUGCUGACGGCGACGCUGGCGCUGCACCGCCGCCGCGAGAUGCUGCUCCUGGUGCCGCUCUCGCUCUGGCUGGGCGUCGACUACGCCUUCAUCGAGGCAGAGUACACCGCGUCGUUCGUGGCGUGCGCGUGGGGCAUCCAGAACAUCGGCUACGUCAUCAUCUGCUACGGGCUGCUCAACUCGGGGCUGGCGCUGGCCACCGGGUGGAUCGUGGCGCGCGCGGGCCGCCGGCCCGUGGUGCUGUGCGCCGCCGUCAUGCACGCGGCGCUCAUGGGCGGCGUGCUGGCGUGGCGGCCCAGCCCCGACCACAAGCUGCUCUUCUUCGUGGUGGCCGCGCUCUGGGGCGCCGCCGACGGCCACUGGGCCGUGCAGCUCAACUCACUGUACGCCAUCCUGUUCCCCAACAUGGAGGAGGCCGCGUACAGCAACUUCCGCCUGUGGCAGUCGAUCGGCUUCGUGAUCGCCUUCUCGUACAGCCACUACCUGUGCACCGUCUACAAGCUGUACAUCGUGCUGGCGCUGCUGGUUGUUGGAGUGGCGGGCUACCUGGGCAUCGAGUACACGCGCCCGCACAAGGCGCGACUCGCCGACGGAUGAGGCGCCGGCCCAGCCCCGUGGCUCUGCACGCGUCCCCCGUUGCUGCCCACGGCCGAGGCCGCCUCGGGGCUCAAGUAGCCCCCGGGGAUGCCGUCCUAGCCUCGCCUCGCCUCGCCUCUCUUGCUUCCACGUCUCCGUCACCACCGCGUCUCCGUCACCACCGCGUCUCCGUCACCACCGCGUCUCCGUCACCACCCCGGCCCCGUCACCACCCCGGCCCCGUCACCACCUCGUCUCCGUAACUAUCCUGAGCCCGCUCCGUCAUCGCCGUUCCAUCAUCCCAGUCUGAGCUUUGCCAUUCUUUUCACCUGCGCAUAUGUCCGUGCCACACUCUCAUGUUCUCAGUUGAUUUGAAGUGAAACUUCUUAUGCAGCUCCGUCCUCUUGGGUAGUGAAAUGCUAGCUCAAAACGAAUAUGGACGUAGUUUCCCCUCCAUGGCAGUGCACAUGAAAUUGGCAGCGCUACGUGCCAAUUAAUGCCGAUUGUAGGGCGCCAUCUUACUAGCGCGCUGUUCUGAAGCUUUGGUUACAUUUGUAAGGCAGUUACGUUCUAUUCCUCAUGUUGUUGUUUUUAGGUACGAGAAAGAGUAGGAAAAUGACCAGCCAGUGUCUGAUUGUUUGGUAUAAUUUUAAAUAUUCUAAGCUUUAUUUGGUCGCUGAAACCCCAAAUAUUUGUGCGUACGUUAACAUUGUUCUUAUAAAACUUAAAUUACGUUUUAUUUAACAUCUACUAUUUUACAGUUUAUGGUAUUAUGGAGCCCUUAACGCUAUAAUAAUAAUUAUUAUAAACUAGCGCGAUUGUUCUGGUUUGGUGUUCAAUGAAUACAUAAUAUUUAGCAACAUUUAAAUAAUUUAACAAUAAAUUUAAUUUUUAUCAUAUUUUUUUCUUCCAAACUUUUGAAUCGAAAGGAACCCAUCCCGGCUACAUUGUUGAAAAUUUUGAAAUUGUUCGAAAAAAAUUGACCAUAUUCUAAAACUAAUAGUUGCUUUUCUGUUCCCUACUCGAAUCUGCAGAAAUUGUAAACUGAAAGUCAUAAAGUUCAGAUGUUUUCAAUAUUCUCUCAUAUGAAAGAGCUUUAUAUGGCAUAUAAAAUGUCACAAAACAAUAGGUUAGAAGGUCUUUCGCGCUCCAGAUAAAUUAUUGUUUACAUCAAUUAAGCGUCACAUGCCAACCGCCGGAUUUUAAGGACUCAAGCCAUUGCCGCCACACGUAGCUAAGGCUUCUGUUCAAACCUUUUUGAAGUGUCUCGAUUCGUUUGCCUGCAGUAUACGCUCGAAGUCAGAGAGUGGAGGGGAGGGAACGAAACUAUGGCGACUCGUCUAUUUUCUAAUUAUUAAACACUAAACUGUGGCUCGGAGCGAAAUGUAUUUCUUUAUCUUUUUCCCAAAAAAGCAUUAUGCUGCCCUAGUACAGCGGUGUUGCCGAUUAUUCUCAAUUAACAAUUUUUUCUUUCGAGAGCCAAUUGGUCUAAACUCUUGUUGGGAUAUUUUAAUUCGUUACAAGUUAUUAGAUUUAAACUAAUUCUCUUGCAAAUUUAUCUUUAUGCAAUAUUAUCCAGGCACAUAAAUAUUAAAUUUACCAGAAUUGCCAUUUUUGUGCAGUAUACACCACAUUUAUAACUGAUAUCUACUUCUUAAUAAAAUACAACUGAACAUUGUUACAAAGAAGGCAAUAUAUUACAAAUAUGUGAUUAAAAUAUACCGAUUUCUAAUGCAAAAAUAAUGCGUAAAAUAAUCGUUCUUUGAGAAAAAAUAAUAAAAAUGUAGGAGAAUUUUUUGGAUAAAUUAAAUCAUUAGAAACUAAUAAAAUAUCACCCUUGUCAGUCAGAAAAGUCUCCAAAUCACAAUUUCAAGGAACACAAAAUCAGUCAGGAACACUUCUAACAAUGCAAUUUCUUGCUGGUAAAUAUUACACUUUUCUCCGAGUUCUCAACUGCCUUCCCCCUUGCUUUGGAAUAAGACUAACAUUCUCCGCAGCAGUUUUCAUGUUUUCAGAGAGAGAAUCCUUAGAAGAUGAUGAAAAUGUAUAUUCUUCUAUUAAUCCUAUCUUUUUAUUUUUCUGUAUGUUUUUCUUCACUUCAGUUUUUGUAGGUUUUCGUUGCCUCCUAUUUUGGGGUUUUAAGGGAGUGUGUUCAGAAUUAUCUUCUUUUUCGACCUUUUCCUCCAAUACCUUUGCUUCAGCAUUUCUUCAGCAACCUUUGCUUCAGCAAUAUUAUCUUUCAAUUGAUUAGUGCUACUCGUGAGCUGAUAUAUUUUCUGCUUGGCGAGAAAACUGAUUAUCAACAAAGUUAUCCUGUAAACUGUAUGCCAAAAUAGUUUAUGAUACUGCAAUAUUGCUACUGACUUUUUAUAUUGCGGGCAGAAGAUUUCAUGCAGUUUUUAUUUUUUUUAAUCCUUGAUUCGAACCAAGCGUCAGAAACUUUUUAAAAAUCAUUAUUAGUAACUAAUAAUUUUCAUUGAUUUCAUCCCCCAUGCUUUUCACGCAUUACACCAAGACUUUGAAGUUUCACUUCAGUCGUUUGACCCAAGACACACAAGUUUCUCUUUCUUUUUCCUUGCCGUAUGACUCCACUUCUGUCUCCUCCCUGCGAUUUCUUCGCCGCCAGCGUACGUCGCGUUGCCGUAGAUAUUGACUACAUUGAGAGAUCUGCUCAUGGCAGAACAUUUUUUUCACAGCGCGCUUAGCCAGAAGAAAAGUCAAGGCCUUUGUCCCUUGCAAUCGAAUGGAAUUGAUAAUCAUCAUUAUGGUUCUACAAGAAUUGUAUGAAAUAAUGUGAUUUUUACAGUAGUAUGUUGCGAUUAAAUAUUUAUCAAAUAUCCUUCAUUUUUGUAUAAAGUCACAGAUGACGUCUGUAGAAAAUGAGAUUUUCUUGCCGCAUGAGCAGUAUUUUGUUAUCAAUCAUGCUUAUAUUAAUGUAGAAGAGAUCAUUAAUGCUGCCCGUAUUUGUGAUACAGAAAUGGUAUCAUUUAUGAUCCUUCAAACAAUAUGCACAAUAUCCGAGAUGUAUUUUUUCCAGUUGUUUCUUACAGUUUAUGUAGAACGAGUAGAACGAGAAUUCUAUUUCACAACGAACAGACUCUUGCGGCAUUUCACCACGUAAAUAAGUACCUUGGUUUAAUAAAUCAUGAACAAUUGUGAAAUAUCAAUGAAAGCGAAUAACAACAAUAGAAGAAAAUCGAAGUCUUCAUCGAACCGUUGAAAAAUAAUGAAAGACAAAAAAUGAUGGAAGAUUAAAGUUGAAUAUGUAAAAUAUUACAAAACGUGUGAUAUAGAUUAUACUCUUACUUACGCUACAAAUUGUCCACUUAUGCUAUGAAAGAACAUUCGGCAAACAAUGAACUACGGUUUACAAGCAUGAAUCGAGAAAUGGUAUACCUGUUAUAAAGAAAUACCUGUAUAUUCAUGAGGUAACAUUCUAUAGAAACCAUUUUAUCACUCUCUUAGGAAAAGGUUUUAAGGGGCCAACAUAUUAAUAUUUUUGCUAUGUGUUACGCAGUUGAAGUAAUGUUAUUUAUAUGAAAAAAGUAUGUUAAUUAUUAUUGAAUAAGAGAGAUGUGUGUAAAUAGUGUGAUCAAUAAAAAUAUAUAAAUAAUGUU